Messenger RNA from Tympanuchus pallidicinctus (lesser prairie-chicken), 1792 nucleotides. It is a transcript of the gene CHST12, whose product is annotated as carbohydrate sulfotransferase 12. Gene Ontology annotation, biological process: carbohydrate biosynthetic process; proteoglycan biosynthetic process. The transcript has 2 exons. NCBI's taxonomy places the organism in Eukaryota, Metazoa, Chordata, Aves, Galliformes, Phasianidae. The record is from RefSeq and is a predicted model, not a curated record. Gene Ontology annotation, cellular component: membrane. Gene Ontology annotation, molecular function: sulfotransferase activity. The coding region runs from base 378 to 1670 and encodes 430 amino acids.
CUCGGGUGGGGUCUGCGGAGCUGUGUGUGCGCUUUGCUUUCCGUGCUGCUCUGCGGCUCAAAGCCGGGAGCGGUGAGCAGGCAGAGAGCUUUCCGUCCCAGCGAGGUGCGUGGCUUUUAGUAGCCGAGCAGUCGCUGCGGAGCGGGGACAGCCUGCACCGCGAUGGCCGGCUUGAAAACUUGAAAGACGGAACUUCAGACGGAGCUCGAGCUGCGAGACCGCUCUUAAAUAAAGCAUUUCCGAGGCGAACGCGGCCGGUGGGGCGCUGAUUUGGAGCCUUUUGGAGCCGAUGGUGACUUGCACCAAAGGCUCCAGGCUCAUGGUCUGCAGCACCAUGCAAGAUCCCAGCCCUCGCUCUGCGAGCCAGAGGUGAAUCCAUGGGAAGGCCAGCUAUUGUGGUAGCUGUCAGGAUGACCAAAGCACGGCUCCUCCGUCUCUCUGUGGUGCUGGUCUCCAUCUUCAUGAUCCUCCUGAUCAUCGUCUACUGGGACAACGUGGGAACAGCUCACUUCUACCUGCACACAUCCUUUUCCAGGCCUCAUUCCCCAGAGUCCAUCCCCGGUAUCACUGCAGGUGGGGACUGGGAAGCCUUGCCAGAGGUGGAUGAGUUUUUAGCAAAGCUGCUUAGUUCAAGCCUGAAACAGAACAGCUCUACUUCCCGAAAGACAGAGCAGCUGCUCGUCCAGGGCUCCAACAAGCCUGUGGUGAGCAAUUUGGAGGAGAACAUACGGGGCUAUGACUGGUCGACGCACAAUGCCAGAAACAGCUUGGACCAAGAGAAGCUGCAGAUAGAGAGGCAGAGAACGCUGCGGGAGUUUUGUGCCAAUUCCAGCUUUGCCUUCCCCACCAAGGAGCGCUCCUUUGAUGACAUCCCAAACUAUGAGCUCAACCAUCUGAUUGUGGAUGACCGCCACGGCAUCAUCUACUGCUACGUCCCCAAGGUUGCCUGCACCAACUGGAAACGGGUGAUGAUUGUGCUGAGUGAGAGCCUGCUGGACCAAGGAGUCCCAUACCGGAACCCCCUGGACAUCCCACGGGAGCACGUCCACAAUACCAGCACCCACUUGACUUUCAACAAAUUCUGGCGUCGAUACGGGAAAUUCUCCCGGCAUCUCAUGAAGAUCAAACUGAAGAAAUACACAAAGUUCCUCUUCGUGAGGGACCCUUUUGUCCGCCUCAUCUCUGCCUUUCGCAGCAAAUUUGAGCUGGAGAACGAGGAGUUCUACCGGCGUUUUGCCAUCCCCAUGCUAAAGCUGUACUCCAACCAUACCAACCUUCCCACCUCUGUUAGUGAGGCCUUCGGGGCCGGCCUCAAAGUCUCCUUUUCUGACUUCAUCCAGUACUUACUGGAUCCCAGGACAGAGAAGAUGGCCCCUUUCAACGAGCACUGGCGGCAGGUGUACCGGCUGUGCCACCCGUGCCAGAUAGACUAUGAUUUCAUCGGGAAGCUGGAGACGCUGGAUGAGGACGCUGCUUAUCUCUUGCAGCUUCUCAAGGUGGACAGGCUGCUCCGCUUCCCCCCCAGCUACCGGAACAGGACUGCCAGCAGCUGGGAGGAUGACUGGUUUGCUAAAAUCCCCCUGGCUUGGAGGCAGCAGCUCUACAAGCUGUAUGAGGCAGACUUUGUGCUCUUUGGCUACCCCAAGCCAGAAAACUUGCUUAAAGACUAAAAGUGAUUGGGCUGCGGGUGGGGGAGGGAACAUCUGAAAUACCAAAAAUGUUUAAAGCCUCCUCAUUAUUUUUUUUUUGCUUUUACCUCCCUUUUCCAUAAAGGUUGGUACAAUGGAAUAUA